CAUAAACCUGGGCGCGCAAAAUCUGACGGAUAAUGUAUUUGCUUUUCAUAGAGAAACCCGUGUAGGCGUUCAGUCAAUCAGCCAAUUACAUGAGCCAGGGUGAAACCCGAAACACGCCGAAGUAUAAAUAAAGUCCGAUUCACCAAUACUGGUUCAGAUUAUAGGAAGGUACACAAGGUGUCACUCCAUCGAGAUCGAAAAAUGGUUCACACGAUCAAAAAGCCUUCAGUUCCGUUCGUGCACCACAUGGACACUGAGUCAAUCCAGGAGAUCACAAUCAAGGGUAAAGCACCCAACGGCGCAUCCAGAUUCUCCGUGUACCUCCAACACGGAUCGGAAGAUGAACCGCACGAGAUUGCGUUCGUGUUCGAUGCACGGUUUAACUUUGGCAAUGACCACAACAAGAUCGUGACUAACUGCAAGAAGGGAGGCGCCUGGGGUACGGAGGAACACAGACAUCUUGCAUUCCCUUUUCAUCCAGAACAGGAUUUCAAGAUCAAAAUCACGGUGGAUGAUCACUCCUUUAAAAUGAAGGUCAACGGUGAAAAGUUUCUGGAAUAUGAACAGAAGCUGUCCAUGAAAGCAAUCAACUGCAUCAGGAUACAGAAUAACAUCGUUAUUGAAGAAAUCAAACUUAAAUAGACUGUACCUACGUGAUUCAAUAUGACGGCCUAGUUGGUAACAUACGAAGGUCUUAGCAGGUGUUUUUUUUAUACAGUCCUGCAGAUGCAUGGUAAAGAUAUUCGUGUAGCAACACUGAAGGGUUGUCAUAAAGUGCAGCGUAUUUCAUUAACACGAUGAAUGUAUUUAUCUGUUAAAUUACAUUAUUAAAAAAGGCCUGAAUAUCUAAUGUACUAUGUCAAAUGUGUGUAACCAACUAAUUACUGUAUGAAUAAUUACACAUAAACUGU
Dreissena polymorpha is the source of this 911-nucleotide messenger RNA. RefSeq names its product galectin-1-like. Gene Ontology annotation, molecular function: carbohydrate binding. Lineage: Eukaryota; Metazoa; Mollusca; Bivalvia; Myida; Dreissenidae. The record is from RefSeq and is a predicted model, not a curated record. The transcript has 4 exons. The coding region runs from base 202 to 642 and encodes 146 amino acids.